Dentiscutata heterogama is the source of this 368-nucleotide messenger RNA. The record is from the annotation of a GenBank genome assembly. NCBI's taxonomy places the organism in Eukaryota, Fungi, Glomeromycota, Glomeromycetes, Diversisporales, Gigasporaceae.
CUAUCGCAAACCGUCAUCCAGGUUACCAUGAACUAUCUAAGCGAUUCCUUUGCCCUGAAUGGCAACAGAUUAACUUACAAAAAAUUCAAUAUAAUAGCCAAACUGGCCUUUAUACUGUACCAAGUGCAAGUACUAAUAAAUUUUACAUUGUUGACACCUCUAUAGGGACAUGCACAUGUCCUGUCGCACUCGGUAGAGCUCCAUGCAAACAUCAGGCCGCAGUUGCGGUAAAAUAUCAUGCAUGGUCUUUUGAUUACAUUCCAGCUCUUUCGCUUGAUGACUGCGUGAAAUAUAAUUACAUUGCAUGUGGCACAAUUGUUGAAGAUCCAACAUUUUUUGCAUCAUUACGGGCAUCCAACAAUGAAUGG